CUUUCAAUCAGUUUAAUAAAGAUUUUUGUAUUGGUGGUUGUCUUUAAUGUGGCUGUUUUUACUGGGGAAAUGCUAGAUGUUUUUCAGUUCACAAUUGUAUUAUUGAACGUUUUAUGACAUAAUUUACUAGUGUUAAAAUUUACCGUGUUAAUUUUUGUACCCAAAAUAGUGGGUCUUCAGUGGCAGUGUGAUUAAAUUGGUAAAAUUUUAGUUUGUGCUUGUGUAAGGAUUUGCUCCGACUCUUCGGCACUUGAUUUCCCCGGUUUUUCUGCGUUCUCCAGGACUCUUAAGAACCAUAUGCUGUAGAGUAUGCUCUUGGAAAAACCUCGACAAGGAGCUCAUUCCAUAACCUGAGUGUUCGUGGGAGGAAACAUCUCUGAAAUCGCGCUGUACGGGUGUGUACAGUGCUAUGUCAGCCAAAUUAUUGUGAUGUGCGCGCGCGGCGACGUGAUGAUCAAUAGCACACUGUCAGCUAUGACGUCAUAGAAGUGGAGAUAUAAUUGUAUUUUGCGGUGUGACCGUGUGAGGUGAGGUGACGGCGCGGGCGAUAGGUCGCGAUGGGCGCGUCGGGCGUCUCUGACGAGUACACGCCGCCGCGUCUCUCGCGGCUGCUCCACUCACUGCCGCACAUUAACGUCACCCUGCACAGGGUGAAUGACACGUUCGCGCCCAAUUCGCCCGUCUACCUCGAGAGCCUGGGCAUCCUCGGUUCAAUACCUGGGGCGUGGUUAAUAUUGACAUUGACAGUACUGCUUAUAUACCUGCUGACGAGAUGCUGCGACAGGAAGCAGCGACCUCCGCGGAGUAUCACUGCUCUCAAGAUAACCCUGAUGAUACUUUCGGUGCUGUGUUGCGGUGCCAUUGGCGUGGGUCUAUUCGGAAAUGAUGACCUCCACAACGCGAUGCUGCAGAGCAUCCAGGCCGGCAACCAGCUGGCUGCGUUGGUCAAUACGGUGAAGAAUCAGUCAAGUAUCCUGGAAGAGACGAUGGGUUCCCGAGCUCGUGCACCCCUCGCUCGUCUCGCCGACGCCCUGGACUUACCGGUGGCCAACCAGACCGCGCUGGGCACGCUGCUCCGAGCUCUCUCCACCUUGAGGAACAACGCCAGCAUCGCGGCUUCCGCUGCUGAUAAUCUGAGGAGGCCACUUGCCGCGCUCAACUUGGAUGCUUUCAUGAAGCGCAUGUGGGUGUGGGAGGCGGCGCGGUGGGCGGGCGGCAUGGCGGGCUGGUGCUGCGGCGGCGCGGUGUGCGUGGCGCUGCUGGCGGCGGCGGCGCGGCGCUCGCGGCGCGCGCUGCUGCUGCUGUGCGUGGGCGCGCUGGGCGCGCUGGUGGCGUGCUGGCUGGCCAGCGCCGUGCUGGCGGCGGGCGCCGUCGCCGCCGCCGACGCUUGCCAGGAGCCCGCCGCUGCGCUCGCGCACCACGCGCGCCACGGCCUGCCCGCCGAUAUGGUGCACUACUACCUGUCGUGUAAGGUUUCUCGCGAGAACGUACUAACAGCGGAGUUACGAGUCGCCCAGCGUGCAGUGGUGGCCGUGCGGCAAGCGCUCGCAGUACUGUCACGCGGCGCGCCGCAACUCUUCAACGAUCCAGGUCUACAGCCAGCUCUAGGCGCGUUGAACGCGGGUACAGGCGAGGCGGAACGCGCACUAGUAUCGCUGUCAGCGGCGCUAGAGUGUCGUACUGCUCGAGCUUCAUUCGUGGCCGGCGCACGCGCAGCCUGUGACGCCGGUCUGCAGGCGCUGACGUUGCAACUACUAGCGGCUGUAGCGGCCGGUUUCCUGUUCACAGCAAUCGUGUUAGUUGACUCACACGCAUGGAUAUAUAUUAACACAAAACGUAGCGGCACCGGUGAGGAGCAAGCACCGUUCUUGUCGAGUGGCGGCAGUAGUGCCGCCAGCCGCACCCUCCCGCGUCCCGCGCCCUUCCCCAACGGCAAGCCGCCUUCAUACAGUGCCGCCGUACAGCUCAUGGACCUCGGAGAGCGCGAGCGACCCAGGUCGCGCAUGUCGGGCAGCGCGACGCUGGGGCGCGGCGCGGGCGGCGGCGGCGGCGGCGGCGGCGGCGGCGCGGCGCUGGGCGGCUCGCACACGCUGGGCCGCGCGCCGCACAACGGCAAGUACGCCACGCUCAGCAAGCAGUGCAAGACGCUCGAGAGCAACGACUUCUACUGAGACCGGCCCGGCGGCGGCGCGCACGUACCCGAACACAACGCAGUUGCAGGACAGGCCGGUCGCGCGACCAGCCUGAAUCGCUUCGACCCGAAGUACGCGUCGUUCGGCCCCCGCGCGCCCCGCCCGCGCCCCGCCGCGCCCAUGCCGUCGCUGGGAACAUUCUCGCCUGCGCCUAUGCCCGCUUCCGCCUCCGCCUCCGCUGCCGCCUCCGUCUCUGCGGAUAAGUACGCCACCGUCCGCCCGCAGCGGCGAGCCGAACCGCAACCGCUAUCCGCUGCAGCGCUUGAAUACCGCUCGCUGCAGCGCCCGCGGCGGCAGCAGCAACCGAACACGGCGACGCAGCACCGCCGGCGACCCGAACGCACGCAACAUCACGACCAACGGGACUUGUACGCCGUCACUGAACUAUAAUGGUGAGAAAAUGUGACAAAAUUAAACAAUCGCCCGCCGUAAUAGAUUUCAUAUUCGAAUAAGCACUUCUAAAUUUUUGAGGUUAACUUCAGAAAAGCAGAAAUUAAUAUAUCAGACUUUAGUCUUACAUUUUAAUUAUAUCUAGUCUAAAGAUAUUGGAACUGGUUACUUCGAUAAUUUUGUAAUUUUGAAUUUCGAAAUCAUGGCGGCGCAUUUGUGAUCGAACGAGACGAUAAUUGAACGAAUGAUGUUUUUGAAAUUGGAAGUCUAUUAGACUUAGUGACCGUUAAGGUCACAACAGAUUGGCUGUAACUUAUGUCCACUCAAAUAUUACUAUGCUAAUCAUAGUAGAACAAUAAGAGUGCACCAUGUACAAUAUGUACGUACAUAUUAUGUAUUAUAAUAUUUAUAAUAUAUUGAUAAAAUGCGUGUUUGGUAGUGAACAAGAUUGAAUGAAUAUGACGUUUGCUUCUCCGAGUCAAAAUGGUCGUAGCCUAUGUUGAGAUUGAUAAGUUGCUCGAAAAUUUAUGCAUUGAAUUUAGGAGAAAUAGAGAAAAAGACGCUCUUUUUUAACUUGUAAAUAUAUUGCAUUGCACAAUAGAUUGUCACGGUUGAAGAAAACGACCUAAUUAACUUUCAUUUGGAAAUUGCUCAAAAUUAAUGAAAUUUUGCGAAAAAAUGCAUUUAAUUUUAUACGAACAACAUGAUUUGAUAUUAUGAAAAUAUUGAAUUUUUUUAAAUAGCACAAACCUACGAUUUUUCUAUGCAUUUUAUAAUUUCGCAGGCCUAGAUUUUAAUAUGCUUAUUUAUGAUAUUUUUAAUGAAAGUUAAUAUUAAAAUUACAAUCUGAUACCCAAAUAUGAAUUGUUAUUUGAAUUGGACAUAAAUUUAACGUGAUUUAAGGGUUGUUGUACACGAUCGAUUUAAAGGAGACAAUUACCAUUUUUAAUCAGGGGUGUCGAAUUUCCAAUUCAAAUCGUAAAAAAUCUGAAUCGUAAUUAUCGAUAGAGUCUGUCACUUACAAAAUGUAACGUCUGUAGUUAUAUUAAGACACAGUAUUGCAGAUACAGUCUUAUAUUUAACUGCAUAAGUCUUGAUAUUUGUUUUCGAAAAGAUUACAAUCUUAUGUUUCAUUUAUUAAUAAUAUACAAUGCACCGUGUGUGUCAACCCUGUUCCCGCGUUGGUAUCGUCUAAAAAUGUAGUCCAUAAAUAAGGCUGUGCGAAAUAAACUGAUGACCAAUAAUUAUAUUCAAUUCAAUAACGUUUUUUCUAAAAAUAUUCUAUAAUCUCUAGAGUGUAUCGUUACUGAUCCUAAUUGUACGUUUUCGACUCUGUUUUUCGCUCAAUGUAGCUAUAAGAACCUCCGAUAUGGUCUAAACGGUUACGGACAACGUUUUGACGUUGUGAAGUUAUUCGAUCGCUUGCUAACACUAAUGGUAGGGUGGAGAGAUGCCAAAAAAGUAGUCAAGUAUGAAUUGUUGGCAAUUUUCAUAAAAAAAAAUAACGUAGUGCGGCUUGGAGCCUCAAAGUAGAGAUUUGUUCUUACUGUACAUGUUUACCUAUACAGUUUACUUGUACAUAUAGAUAUAAAUGAAAACUUAUUGUUUACUAUAAUAUAAUAGUCUUACCUUUGUAUUAUUCAACUGUUUUAUAUUAAUUUGUAUAUGUAUUUAAUAGAAUGGAAAGUCAACACUAAGUUUCACUAAUUUGUUUAGAAUCUCUUUCGGUCUAGCAGUUUAUAUAAUUUUUUUUUUUUAUGUUACUGUACAAAAUGCGAUGGCUCAAGGCGAUUUAACUAGAUAAUAGUAUGGACCUAAUGUAUAUAAUAAGUUCUUUAUAAUACAAUAACUAACUUAUUUUAUUUACAGAUAAUCCAUAAAGUUAAUUGUAAAUAAAAUAAUAUUAAUAAUUAAGCAUUCCAUGAUAUGUGAAUUAGAAGUGGAAUUGGUAGUAAAGCAAUCGUCAUACAAUACAUAACCUUAAAGUGUUGUAAAUAAGGUGCAAAACGAAACUGCCAUUUGACGAGCAAAACUAAACAGAAUGUUUAUAAGUAAAAUUCGUAGUUAUUAAUAUUAAAGGACAAAGUACUGCUCUUGCUAUAACACCACAAAAAAAUGUAAUUGUAAAAUUUUAAUAAUUUCGAUGUGUGAUCAUGAAAAUAACUGUUGACUAAUAAAACAAUUCCCGCCAAAAUUUGACAGGUCGUGUGACAGCUUUUUUUCUUUUUUUUUUGUACUAAAAGUGCGUCUCAGAAAAGAAUAAAGUUUAGAACAAGAUAUGAUUUAUUAUGAUUAUAAACAGAAUCAAAUUAAUAUUAAAUAUAUGGUUUUGAAAUGUAACUUAUAAUAUGUCUAUAUUUCUUACUAUAAUACAUAUCUGACUUAUGGGAGUAAUAUAAUAAAUACAUGAAAUAUUGCUACGAACAUUUUAUGUUAUUUUUUUUUUUAAAAGAAGCUGUUAUUUUCGUGGUCACUCUUAAUCCUUGAUAAUAUAUCGUAUUAGCUGUAUUUAAUAAAGUAGAACAAGAAUUAAGUAUAAUUGGUACCAGUUUUACUCAUACGUGUGAAGCGAACAGUUUUGUAAUUCAGUAUUAUAAAUAGGAAAUUUUGUGAGACUUUACAACGAUAUUCGUACGUUUUUUAUGAUCAAGUAAUACUUUUUUUUCGUCUCUAAGUUUCGAAGUACCGUAAGCAGUGUAUUCGCCAAAGAUAAUGCAUAAUUUUACCUUAAGUACGCCUAUUUAGUGUUAAGAUUACUUUAAGAUACACAUAGAUUAUCAAUGACGGUCAUAUUGCAUAAAUGUAUUAAUAUGAAAUUUUCUAAUCUGUGGUUUGUUAUUUAAUAUAAAAAAAAGUGUAAACAUCGUCAUAGAUGGAUUUUAAUUAUAAAAAUACUAUUUAUUUCUCUUUUUUUUUACAUAAAAAUGCAAUAUGCCGGUCAUAUUUGUAAUUUAUUUUAUUCCAUCUGUACACAGUCAGUUUCACAAGUGUUUUUCCCUUAUGUGAUAUUCGAUAUCGCGCUUACAUCGCAUUCUUUUUUUAAAUCUGUUUUUACAAUUCGAUUUCUGAAUAUCUAUCCAUAAAAUAGACUAAUUGGAGGUAUUUAUGCAGAAAACGCUAAUUUCUUACGGAUAUUCAAUGCCAUGUGACAGUUUUCGGUAUAACUAGCUUCGAUUUAUAUUUAUACAGGUUUAUUUUUGAAAACUUUAAUUUAAAAUUAUUUUCAGUAUCUGGAAAUUCAUUCUACCUUUUUAUUAAUUCAUCCAUCAUUCGCAUUUGGGAUUUUAAAAAUGUUAAACUGAUGAAUUAUAAAUUCGAUUUGAUGCUAGGGUAGCAACUGUCACUUAUUAAAAACGUUACAAAAUUUAUAAACUUUUUAUUUUUUCUUACAUAAUCUAAUAUUUUCUUUGCAUGUGUCUGUGUAUUGUUAUAAAAUAAUACAAAGAGAAGUAUCUACAUAGGAUCCCAAUAGUCACUUCUAAUAUUUUAACUUUUUUUUUUUAUUAAAUAAUCCAAAAUAUGUAUGUUAGACAUUUCAGAAAUCGGAUAUUCUUAGUGACUUAUAUUGCUACAUUAAAAAUCCACUGGAUACCAUGUUAAUAUUGUUUAACUAUUGGACACAGUUCAUAAUCAUAUCGUUACAAAAUGGUUCAUCGAAUUACUUACGGUAUUUUUACCAUUUAACUAAUAUGCAAUAACAAAAUUUAUAUAUCUACUUAAAUAGUAAGUAACACGAUUUUCCAAUGUAAUUAUCGCACAUUUGUAUUUAUAAAUAUACACAGUUGUAAAAUAUAUUACGUAUAAUGAAGGGACAUCCUACGGGCUAAUAUUCUUUUUUUUUAUAUUUUUUUUUUUAUAUUUUGAAUAACAACUAUUAAAAAAGUUACCACACAGGAAUAUAGAUUAAUUUUGAUGUUCAAACUUUUGUAUAAAAAUAGCGCAUGUACAUUAGUGUCACGUCACUAGUCCUUGACUCGCUCAGUGUUAAAAUAUUCAAAAAUGGAAUUCAGUCCGGAGAUAAUGUACCAACCAUAAAUAAAUUACUGUUCUAUAUUCUUGGUCUAAGAACCCAACUGAUUUUUUAAUUAUUAGUGAUCAGAUUCUACAUGCAUGCUGCAUUAUGUGUAAUUUGGGCAAAAUGCCUUGUAAAGGACUUAAUUAUGUGCCAUAUUUUUUUUUUAUUUUUAAUUGUUGAUUAAACAUUGAUGAUUCGAAAUUUUGCGAGGUUUUCGUUUUUAAUUUAUUUUUAAUUCAUUUUAGUUGAUUAUGCCGUAUUUUAACGAAUUGUUUUGCGUUUUCAAGUCAAUUAUGGUGCGCCCGAGCAUGUUAAAUAUGUAUUAAGGCCUCUUUACACUGACAGAUAUUUUUAUGUGUACAACAGACAUAGACAAGUUUUUUUUUUAUUAUUUUUAAUUUGUUUCGUUAGAAAAAUAAGUCGGAAUACCAACAUUGAGAUAUCUUUUAAUGUAAUGAGGCCGUAGAUAUAAGUCUCAUUUCGCGAUGUAUGACGUGUAUAACGUACAUUAUAAGAGGUUGACGAAUAGAUCAAGUGUAUGAGUUUACAAUGAAACUAAUAAAUGGAGUAUAAAUA
Galleria mellonella (greater wax moth) is the source of this 7173-nucleotide messenger RNA. RefSeq names its product protein tweety-like. The transcript is spliced from 15 exons. Gene Ontology annotation, cellular component: plasma membrane. Gene Ontology annotation, molecular function: intracellularly calcium-gated chloride channel activity; volume-sensitive chloride channel activity. The coding region runs from base 558 to 2171 and encodes 537 amino acids. The record is from RefSeq and is a predicted model, not a curated record. NCBI's taxonomy places the organism in Eukaryota, Metazoa, Arthropoda, Insecta, Lepidoptera, Pyralidae.